GGGUGUAGUUCCUUUCAGCCAAAGGAAGAAAAUGUUAGAAAAGGCCAGAGCAAAAAAUAAGAAGCCGAAGUCUAGUGCUGGUAUCUCCUCUAUGCCAAACAUAACCGUUGGAACCCAGGUGUGUUUAAGAAAUAACCCCCUCUAUCAUGCUGGAGCAGUUGCUUUUUCAAUCAGUGCUGGAAUUCCUAAAGUAGGUGUGUUAAUGGAAUCUGUCUGGAACAUGAAUGACAGCUGUCGGUUUCAACUUCGGUCACCUGAGAGCCUGAAAAACAUGGAGAAAGCUAGCAAAACUACUGAGGCAAAACCUGAAAGCAAACAGGAACCAGUGAAAACUGAGAUGGGUCCUCCGCCAUCCCCAGCUUCCACUUGCAGUGAUGCAUCUUCAAUAGCAAGCAGUGCGUCAAUGCCGUAUAAGCGACGACGAUCUACUCCUGCCCCUAAAGAGGAGGAGAAAGUGAAUGAAGAGCAGUGGUCCCUGAGGGAAGUUGUGUUUGUGGAAGACGUUAAGAAUGUUCCUGUUGGCAAGGUGCUAAAAGUGGAUGGUGCUUAUGUUGCUGUGAAAUUUCCAGGCACCUCCAGUAAUGCAAACUGUCAGAGCAGUUCUAAUUCAGAUCCUGAUCCUUCUUCUCUUCUCCAAGACUGCAGGCUGCUCAGAAUAGAUGAACUGCAGGUUGUAAAAACUGGUGGAACUCCAAAAGUUCCUGACUGUUUUCAGAGGACACCUAAAAAGCUGUGUAUUCCUGAAAAAACGGAGAUCUUAGCAGUAAAUGUAGAUUCAAAAGGAGUGCAUGCUGUUCUGAAAACUGGGAACUGGGUUCGGUACUGCAUAUUUGACCUUGCCACAGGAAAGGCUGAACAGGAAAAUAAUUUCCCUACUAGCAGCAUUGCAUUCCUGGGUCAGAAUGAGAGAAGUGUUGCUAUUUUUACAGCUGGACAGGAAUCUCCUAUUAUUCUUAGAGAUGGAAAUGGUACAAUCUACCCAAUGGCAAAAGAUUGUAUGGGUGGGAUACGAGACCCUGACUGGCUUGAUCUUCCACCUAUUAGUAGUCUUGGAAUGGGUGUUCAUUCCUUAACAAAUCUUCCUGCUAACUCAACCAUCAAAAAGAAAGCUGCUAUUAUUAUUAUGGCUGUUGAGAAACAAACGUUAAUGCAGCACAUUCUCCGAUGUGACUACGAGGCUUGCAGACAAUACCUGAUGAAUCUUGAGCAAGCAGUCGUCUUGGAUCAGAAUCCACAAGUGCUGCAGACAUUCCUUGGCCAUAGAUGUGAUGGAAACCGUAAUAUUCUGCAUGCUUGUGUGUCUGUGUGCUUUCCAACCAGCAACAAAGAAACUAAAGAGGAAGAGGAGGCAGAGCGCUCUGAGAGGAAUACAUUUGCUGAAAGGCUCUCGGCUGUGGAAGCUAUUGCAAAUGCAAUCUCCGUUGUGUCAAGUAAUGGUCCAGGAAAUCGGGCAGGAUCAUCAAGCAGCAGAAGUUUGAGAUUAAGAGAAAUGAUGAGAAGAUCCUUGAGAGCUGCUGGAUUGGGCAGACAUGAAGCUGGUGCUUCAUCAAGUGAUCAUCAGGACCCGGUUUCUCCACCAAUAGCUCCUCCCAGCUGGGUUCCAGAUCCUCCUGCAAUGGACCCAGAUGGUGACAUUGAUUUUAUCCUGGCCCCCGCUGUGGGAUCUCUUACCACAGCAGCGACUGGCACCAGCCAAGGACCUAGCACCUCCACAAUACCAGGUCCUUCUUCUGAACCAUCUGUCGUGGAAUCAAAGGAUCGGAAGGCAAACGCUCACUUCAUACUGAAAUUACUGUGUGAUAGUGUUGUUUUACAACCUUAUCUUCGGGAAUUACUAUCAGCCAAGGAUGCAAGAGGCAUGACACCAUUUAUGUCGGCAGUUAGUGGCCGGGCAUAUCCUGCUGCAAUUACAAUUCUAGAAACUGCACAGAAAAUUGCUAAAGCUGAAGCAACUUCAAGUGAAAAAGAAGAUGAUGUGUUUAUGGGAAUGGUUUGUCCUUCUGGUACAAAUCCAGAUGACUCUCCUUUGUAUGUUUUGUGUUGUAAUGAUACAUGCAGUUUCACAUGGACUGGUGCAGAACAUAUUAACCAAGAUAUAUUUGAAUGCCGAACAUGUGGCCUGUUGGAAUCUCUUUGUUGUUGCACGGAAUGUGCAAGGGUCUGUCACAAAGGACAUGACUGCAAGCUCAAACGAACAUCUCCAACAGCCUACUGUGAUUGCUGGGAAAAGUGCAAGUGUAAAACACUAAUUGCUGGACAAAAGUCUGCUCGUCUGGAUCUCCUUUACCGCCUGCUUACCACCACAAAUCUUGUUACCAUGCCAAAUAGCAGGGGAGAACAUCUUCUGCUGUUUUUGGUACAGACAGUUGCUAGGCAAACUGUGGAACACUGCCAGUACAGACCACCUAGAAUUAGGGAAGAUCGUAAUCGUAAAACUGCAAAUCCUGAAGAUUCUGAUAUGCCUGAUCAUGAUUUAGAACCUCCUCGCUUUGCCCAGCUUGCUUUGGAACGUGUUUUGCAAGACUGGAAUGCACUGAAGUCCAUGAUCAUGUUUGGCUCCCAGGAAAACAAAGACCCUCUUAGUGCAAGCAGUAGGAUAGGUCACCUUCUGCCUGAAGAGCAAGUUUACCUUAAUCAGCAAAGUGGAACUAUUCGCUUGGACUGUUUUACACACUGCCUUAUUGUCAAGUGCACAGCCGACAUUUUGCUCUUAGAUACUUUGCUGGGUACUCUGGUAAAGGAAUUACAAAACAAGUAUACACCAGGACGCAGAGAAGAAGCUAUUGCUGUUACAAUGAGAUUCCUGCGUUCUGUGGCAAGAGUGUUUGUCAUUCUUAGUGUAGAAAUGGCUUCCUCCAAAAAGAAAAACAAUUUUAUUCCACAGCCAAUUGGAAAAUGUAAACGUGUAUUCCAGGCAUUAUUGCCCUAUGCUGUUGAAGAGUUGUGCAAUGUAGCAGAAUCUCUCAUUAUUCCAGUCAGGAUGGGAAUUGCACGUCCUACGGCACCCUUUACUCUUGCUAGCACUAGUAUAGAUGCCAUGCAGGGAAGCGAAGAACUGUUUUCUGUGGAGCCUCUGCCACCCAGACCAUCAUCUGACCAGUCUAGCAGUUCUAGUCAAUCUCAGUCAUCCUACAUCAUACGGAAUCCUCAGCAAAGACGAAUCAGCCAGUCCCAGCCAGUUCGUGGAAGGGAUGAAGAACAAGAUGAUAUCGUUUCAGCGGAUGUGGAAGAGGUUGAGGUGGUUGAGGGGGUAGCUGGUGAAGAAGACCAUCAUGAUGAACAGGAAGAACAUGGUGAAGAAAAUGCUGAAGCAGAAGGUCAACAUGAUGAGCAUGAUGAAGAUGGCAGCGAUAUGGAGUUAGAUUUGCUAGCUGCUGCUGAAACAGAAAGUGACAGUGAGAGUAACCACAGUAAUCAGGACAAUGCUAGUGGGCGCAGAAGUGUUGUCACUGCAGCUACUGCUGGGUCAGAAGCAGGAGCUAGCAGUGUUCCAGCAUUUUUUUCUGAAGAUGACUCUCAAUCAAAUGAUUCCAGUGACUCUGAUAGCAGCAGCAGUCAGAGCGAUGACAUAGAGCAGGAGACUUUCAUGCUUGAUGAGCCUCUGGAACGAACCACAAACAGCUCACAUGCCAAUGGUGCUGCCCAAGCUCCCCGUUCCAUGCAGUGGGCUGUACGUAGUACCCAAAACCAGAGAACUGCUAGCACUGCUCCUUCUAGUACGUCAGCCCCAGCAGCAAGUUCAGCAAUUUACAUUGAUCCAUCAAACCUGCGUCGGAGUGGUACCAUCAGUACGAGUGCUGCUGCAGCAGCCGCAGCACUUGAAGCCAGCAAUGCAAGCAGCUAUUUAACAUCUGCAAGCAGUUUAGCAAGAGCAUACAGUAUUGUGAUACGGCAGAUAUCUGACCUGAUGGGUCUGAUUCCCAAGUACAAUCAUUUAGUAUACUCCCAGAUCCCAGCUGCAGUGAAGCUGACUUAUCAAGAUGCAGUUAACUUGCAG
Pterocles gutturalis (yellow-throated sandgrouse) is the source of this 3997-nucleotide messenger RNA. Its product is annotated as E3 ubiquitin-protein ligase UBR5. The annotation marks the transcript as partial. The transcript has 27 exons. The record is from RefSeq and is a predicted model, not a curated record. Gene Ontology annotation, molecular function: zinc ion binding. Gene Ontology annotation, biological process: regulation of double-strand break repair; DNA damage response; protein polyubiquitination. Lineage: Eukaryota; Metazoa; Chordata; Aves; Pterocliformes; Pteroclidae. Gene Ontology annotation, cellular component: nucleus.